CUGUAAUCUCCAUUGUUGUUGAUGAUGAUGAAUUCAUGAUUCAGGCAUUGACGAUUAGCCAGUCGAAGAACGUGACAUUGAGUGGAGUAACGGUGAAAAACAGCGAAAACUUUCAGAUCGCAAUCAUGUUCAGCCAAGGAAUAAGAGUGGAAGGAGCCACUGUAACCGCGCCGGUCGAUAGCCCUAACACCGAUGGAAUCCACGUCCACAUGUCAAGCCUCGUAAGCAUCACCAACUCCACCAUCCGCACGGGCGACGACUGCAUCUCUCUGGGCACCGGCGUCACCAACAUCUCCGUUCAGGACAUCACAUGCGGGCCGGGUCACGGGAUCUCCAUCGGCAGCUUGGGCGGGUCGCCUGGCGACACCAUAGUGCAGAAUGUGACGGUGAGCUCAGUAAUCCUCACAGGAACACAGAAUGGCUUACGAAUCAAGACUUGGGCGAAUCCAUAUGACGGAUUUGUUAGCGGAAUUGUUUUCCGGCACGCCAUCAUGAACAAUGUGCAGAACCCUAUAAUUAUCGAUCAGAAUUAUUGCCCUGGCAAUGCUAAUUGCCCUAAUCAGGUAAGUGCGUAUAUAUAUCAUAGGUAAAUAAACUGCUUAGUGCGGAAUGAGAAGACUAAUCGUUGAUUGAUCGAUUUUGGUUGCAGAGCUCAGGGAUAAAGAUCAGCGGAGUACUGUUCGAAGACGUGAAGGGGUCGUCGGCGACGGCGGUGGCGGUGAAGCUUGAUUGUAGCCGGAGCAAUCCGUGCAGUGGAAUUGAGCUUACGAGUAUAAAUCUGAGCUAUAAUGGGAAUAAGAGGCGAAUGGCCGAGUCAUUCUGUAGAAAUGUGGAGGGAAGGAGCUCUGGAUUAGUAAACCCGCCCAGCUGCCUAUGAGAUUUUUAUUUAAUUAAUUAGGUUUAGGGCUUA
Dendrobium catenatum is the source of this 910-nucleotide messenger RNA. Its product is annotated as polygalacturonase-like. Lineage: Eukaryota; Viridiplantae; Streptophyta; Magnoliopsida; Asparagales; Orchidaceae. The record is from RefSeq and is a predicted model, not a curated record. Gene Ontology annotation, biological process: carbohydrate metabolic process. The transcript has a single exon. The coding region runs from base 36 to 590 and encodes 184 amino acids. Gene Ontology annotation, molecular function: polygalacturonase activity.